UUUUCCAAAUGACGUCAUGUGUGACGAUUUUUGACAAGUGAGUGGAUGCCACAUGGCUGAGCCGUGCCACUCUGUGCCAUCAUGGCUCCAUCUUGCCCCACUUGUGCGCCGGACUGAACCCGGCCCCACAUCUCAUCAUUUUGCCCGCCAUUUCAUGCGCCACAUGUAUCCGGUCGGGCUCUUUGACCUGCGCCGGUGGGCAGGCCCACAGAAGUCCAUCUUUGGGCUUCUAGGCUUCUCUUCACAGGGCUCAAUCCACUAGGCUUGGGCCGAACAAUGUUGAAUAUUCGACCCUUGCAAAAAAAAAUUGCAGAAAUUGUGAGAAGCAUGUUUCUAGGGACUUCCGAAACAUUUUUCAAGAGAUUUUGACAUGUAUCUUUCAAUCAUUCUAGAGUUUUUGAUACGUCUUAGGAACAUUUUCCAGAAGUUAUUUGAUGGGGCUUCUCAUUGUUGAUUGCCACCAAGGCACCACUUCAAUUCUAGUUCAUCACAUUAUCUUAUUCUAGCCCUGGAUGUAGUGGGCUUUGAAUACUGGCAACCAGCGAGGGUUCCUAUUCUAGCACACUUUCUCCUAUUACUAUAUUUGUGAUGGGAGUAUUUUAUUUUCAUAGUUCCAAUGCUCAUAAGUAGACAUACAUGUGACCAUGGCAGCCUACUUCUGCUAUAAUUACUUGGAAUGCUCUAAUUUGAGUGACUUACCGGACAAAAUGGCUGGAAGAGGUCAAAUACCAUUGCAAUAUGAAGGACGAUCUGUCCAAGCUCCAGGAAUGAUGCGGCAUGGUCCAUUCCCAGGGUCAAGUCCUGCUGGUCACCGCGCCAUGGAGCCACUUCCUCCUCCUGAGCGUAUGGAGGCCAAAAUUGCUGUCCAGGUGGCAGAAAUAGAGCGACUUGCUGGGGAUAACCAUAGACUGGCUGCCACUCAUGGGGCCUUGAGGCAGGAUCUUGCUGCUGCUCAGCAGGAAAUACAACGACUUAGAGCACACAUAAAAAGCGUCCAAACAGAGGGCGAUAUACAGAUUCGUGUGUUGCUGGAGAAGAUUGCAAAAAUGGAAUUUGAUAUCAGAGCUGGGGAGAGUGUUAAGAAGGAGCUACAGCAGGCACACAUGGAGGCUCAGGGUUUGGUGGCAGCUAGGCAAGAGCUGACUGCCCAAAUUCGACAGGCCACUGCGGAAUUGGACCAAGCCCGUGCUGAUCUUAAAAAGCUACCAGAGAUGCAUGCUGAACUUGAUUCUUUAAGGCAAGAACAUCAGAGAUUACGGACAACUUUCGAGUAUGAGAAAGGCUUGAACAUAGACAAAGUUCAGCAAAUGCAAGCCAUGGAGAAAAACCUGGUCGGCAUGGCACGAGAAGUGGAAAAGUUGCGUGCUGAGGUGUUAAAUGCAGAGAAGAGAGCACAUGUGCCAAUCCCUUAUGGUGGCCCCUAUGUGCAUCUAGAUUCUAUAUAUCCACCUAUGCAUGGUGGGGGUGCUUAUGCUGAGACUUAUGGAGGACUCCAUGGUCAGAAGGGUCUUGGAGCUGGAGUGGAGGGAAUUAGUCCAUACGGAGGUGGUGUAGGUGUUGGCGGUGCACCUCUGCCUACUAGUGGUGGAGCUCCCAUGUGGGGAGGAGCAUAUGACGCCCCGCUCCCUCGGAGGUGAUAUUGCAUGAACCACCAUUGGAGACUUAUGAAUUUUCUUCCUUUUUUCCCAGCUAUCCUGGUUAUGUAUGCAAAGUUAGCUGGUUGUGAUUAUGAAUCUUAAAAUAGGAAACCAUACUCUUAUUUCAACAGCUGUUCUUCUUUACUUGUCAACUUUCGGACUUCCAUAUCUGGUAUCAUGUGAACAGCUAGAGGAUGCUUUCAUUGGAUAUACUUUUAUUACUGUGUCA
Molecule: messenger RNA, 1866 nt
Organism: Rhododendron vialii
Lineage: Eukaryota; Viridiplantae; Streptophyta; Magnoliopsida; Ericales; Ericaceae
Product: protein FLX-like 4
Exons: 3
Coding region: 645-1637 (330 amino acids)
Source: RefSeq, a predicted model, not a curated record